This is a messenger RNA of Eutrema salsugineum, 1443 nucleotides long. RefSeq names its product probable sodium/metabolite cotransporter BASS4, chloroplastic. The transcript is spliced from 14 exons. The coding region runs from base 69 to 1292 and encodes 407 amino acids. The record is from RefSeq and is a predicted model, not a curated record. Lineage: Eukaryota; Viridiplantae; Streptophyta; Magnoliopsida; Brassicales; Brassicaceae. Gene Ontology annotation, cellular component: chloroplast envelope.
CAACUAAUUCCAGAUUUAGGCAGCCACACUUUGCCAAAUCAUCUUUUUUCCUAAUUCUGACUUUUCCCAUGGCGAGUAUCUUGGCUUCAACCCACAACCUAUUUUCUUGCCUCCGGGAACUACCCUCUCCGGGAAGCCGCUCCGUCGUAUUCUGCCGCUAUCUGGACCCCUGCGGCAGACGAAUACGAUCGAUUCCCAUUCGAGCUUCCCAACUUCCCGACAAGGCAGGUGGUGAUGGAGGCAUUUCAGCUUCAGCUAAAAGAUACCAUUUUGGGAACGAAUUGCUCAACUUUGCUUCAGAUAAUUUCUUGCCUCUAGCUCUUGUUAGUGGAGUGGGACUGGGCUUUGCAAACCCAACUCUAGGCUGUCUUGCAGACAAAUACUCUCUUUCAAGGUUCAGCACCUGUGGGAUAUUUAUUAUAUCAGGGCUGACUUUACGUACUGAAGCGAUAGGUGCUGCUGUUAAAGGAUGGCGUCUCGGAGUUUUCGGGCUAGUGUCUAUUUUGUUGCUCACUCCGUCCUUCUCAAGGCUAAUUAUGCUGGUCCAACUCCAACCUCAGGAACUUGUUACAGGGCUGGGUAUAUUUUGCUGUAUGCCAACCACCUUAUCAAGUGGUGUUGCCCUUACUCACCUUGCUGGGGGAAAUUCUGCUCUUGCUCUUGCGAUGACUGUAGCAUCCAACUUAUUAGGAAUUUUAACUAUUCCGUUUUGGGUAUCAAGAUACAUAGCCGGAGGAGUAGGGGUUUCUUUUCCUACUGACCAACUUUUCAGAAGUCUUAUAGUUACUCUGUUAAUUCCUUUAAUCAUUGGCAAGGUUAUUCGAGAAUCAUCCAAAGGUUUCGCAAACUAUAUUGACAACAAUCGUAAACUCUUUUCGAAAAUCAACGCAAUCUGCCUCAGUUUGGUACCAUGGAUCCAAGUGAGCAGGUCAAGAUCACUGCUACUAUCCGUGAAGCCUAAGGUUUUUCUUGCCGCCGUUGGCAUUGGAAUAUUGCUGCAUCUUUCUCUACUAGCAUUCAAUGCUAUUUCAAUUCGCAUACUCUCAGUUGCUUCAGGUGAUGGUAGGAACUCCAAGGAAAACGCCACAGCAGUCUUGCUCGUUGCAAGCCAGAAAACAUUACCGGUAAUGGUGGCGGUUGUGGAACAAUUACGAGGUGCAUUUGGUGAAUCAGGGCUUUUGGUUCUUCCUUGUGUAGCUGCACACUUAAACCAGAUCAUGAUCGAUUCAAUUCUUGUCAACUUAUGGCUCCGGACUGGUAAUGCGGCUUCAACUGAUGUAAAGACAGCCUGAGAGAGAGAGAGAUGGAAGCAAUGAAACCAAAUGUUGACAUACACCAUUUUGCAUUCUUAAUUAUCACAUAUUUACAGUGUAUUUUUUUUUUUUUGUUAAUCAAUAAUAUAUGUUAACAUAUCGGUUUUUUAUGGUUUGAAAAAAUAUUCAU